AUGCCAAUCAUCGUGAAAGACUUUUCUUGGUGGCAAACCGAUUGUAAAGUAUUUGUUCAACUUCAAAUUCCACACGUCACGCCAAAAAGUUCGGACGUUCUGACGUCUCAUAAAUAUUUAAAAGUAAAUGCCUCGUAUACGUGGGUGGUUGUUGUUUUUGUAGAUAUUUCAUGAUAUUCACGUAGAAAAUUAUACGUGCAUCUUAAUAAUAAUAUUAUGUAUGCAGAUUAGUUGUUUACCUUACAUUUUCGAAGCGAUUCUCUGGGACGAAAUAAACGACGAAUGCAGCAAGUGUACGUUCGACCAUGGAUGUGUUUUGUUCGAUUUGCAAAAAAAAAACAAUUUACAAUGGGAACACUUAAUGUUACAAGCGUCGAAAGACGAAUUGAAAAAGUUAAAAUGUAAAAUUUUAUGCGAAAUACUUGAAGAACAGCAGAAAAAAUCCGAACAAAAAGCUGGUAGGAAUCAGCGUGUAUUUUUUCUAAUGCCUUAUUUUUUUUUUUGCGUACCUAUGUUAUAAGUCCAUGAAGUAUACAAACCGUUAAUUUAAAAGAAAAUCAUCCGUUGGGGCACCGCACAUAAUAUGCAGCAUUGCAAAAAAUACCUACUACUAAAUGCUUAAGUAUCUUUACCUACUACUAUACAGUUAUUAGAACUUUCACAAUAAAUUUACAAACUAAUAACACCUACCUAAAUAAAUUACCCUUGCAUAUUUUCUAUUUUAUUAUGUACAAUUUUAUUUCCAUGUGCUUUGUUCGAAAUUACUUUUCACAACUUGUUUGAAUUAAAUUCCAACAAUUUUUAACAUCAAAACCUCUCAGUAACCGUUUUCUCGGUCAACGCAAAAGUUCGUCUUCAAAGAAACGUUCAAUUGGGUCUGAUAAUUAAUUAUGAUUUGCCUAUAUAUACAAGAAAAAUAGUUUAGGAAAGCUCAUUUUUUAAUUAAGUUUAAAAUAUUCGUAAAGACGUGAAAUUUUGAUAGAUCUUAUUUUUUUUUCUAGCCGUAGUAAAAUAGCUAUUAGUAGACAUUUUAAUUUUGUGAGUUUUGUACGUAACUUUUAUUUGGUAGAUACACUGUGGAUACAAUUUUUAGACUAAACAGAAAUGCUUUAAAAUUUAACAAAAGGUUCAUUAUAUGUCAUACUUAAUAGUGAAUAAAUAAAAUUGAGGGUAAUGUAUUAUUUAUUUUAUUUAUAUGAAUUUUAAUAUCAACUUUUGCCCUAUAAAAAAGAUAAAUAUUAUUGCCUUUAAAAAUUAUAAUCGAACUUCGCACCAAAUCAUUUUUCAUUCGAUUGUCGUUUUUUACAUAAGUAAAUUAAAUAACUUUAUGUGUCCUAAUUUCCUAAAUUCUCACCUACAAUAGUGGCACACCUGUUCCCAGCCCUUUUUUAUUUUCAGUUGUUUUUUAAAUUAUAUUUGCGCUGGUAUAAAUUUGUAUUUAAUACCUACAUACUUAUAUUCAAUUAUUAAUAAUAAUAAUAUUUAUAUAAUAAUACAUAUAAACAAUGUUACAAAUAAUAUUCAUCUCCUUGUCAACCACAUUAAACAAAUUAACAACCGUAAAUAAUUAUUAAAUGUUAGCAUUUAACUGUUUACGGACAGGUGGACAUGAUGGAGAUUUUUAAAAGAACAAAAACACUCUUAAUAAUAUUUAAUAUAAUUUUAUUUAAUAACGUUGGUUCCAGUUCAUCAAAUCAAUUUGCGGAAUUUUCUAAAUAUAUAACUUUGUCUUAUCUAACAUAAAUGUUAAGUUUAUGUAAUUUAAAAAUUAUUACACCUAGUAUUUUCCUAAUUUAAUUUGCUUGUAUUUAAAACUAUACAAAAUUAACUAAAAAUAAAUAAAAAUAUGUUCUGAUUGAUAGAUGUUGAUGGUUUGUGGAUGAACGAACGUUUUCUAGAAAUAAUUUUUAGACUUAUCAGUGGUAUCCAUAAAAUACCCACGCAAAAAAGAUGGACAUAUUUUGCACAAUGGUUGGGCCACUGUUGUAAGUGAGAAGUUAGAAAGAUAGAUGAAAAUUUAAUGCAUAUCUGUACGCAACGAUUAAUUCAUUAAUGAAUACAAAUUCUGAGCGGAGUUCGGUUAUAAAUAUUUUGAAAAGCCGUAAUAUUUACAAUUUUCAUCAAAAUUUGUUAUUCAAUUUCUCAUAAAAAAAAAAUUCUACAUUGUACUUAAUUUUUUUCUUUUGACCACAAAUUACGAUUUAUUAUGAACUUUCUGUUAAAUUUUCAUGCAUUUCUGUUUGAUCUAAUAAUUUAAUCCACAGAGUACCUACCGACAAAAAUUACGUAAAAGUCUAGCAAAUGACUAUAAAUAGCGCACAAAUAGCUAAAAUGUUUUGAAAAUUUUAUCACAUCUAGAAAAGGUAAAUAUAAAUUUUCUGUUAAAAUUUCAAGUAUCUUCAAAUAUUUUUAACUGAAUCACAAAAAAAAAAAAAAUUAAUUUUGUAAAUUUUCAUGUUUUUUCACAGUUAUUAUGGAAACCGCUAUAAAAAUCGAAAAAUAAUCUCCUUAAAGUAUCACCCAGUUAAAAUUUUAUUUUAGAAAAGAUGUCACACAUAAAAAUCGGAACAAGAUUUCUGGUAAAACAGUUGUUCACUAACUUCGCUUGUCUCAGAAUCUAAAAUUAUUUAGGGCCAAAGCACUAUAAUAAAAUUGCCUUUAAGCAGACCAUUGAUAAAACGGAUACACUGUAUAAAACGGAAAUUCAAUUAGUCCCUAGAAAAUGUAAUUUAAUCCUCUUACACGCGCAGGUAUUUUUAAACUCGUGUAAAUCGGAAACCCGUGGACCGCUGCAAAAACGGAAAUUUCCUUCGGUCCUUCGCAGUUCUGUUGUGUAUAUACAGUUUUCAAUUUUGUUUACCAUUUACAAUUCAUAUUUUUAUUACUGUCAUUUAAUGGCAAACCCAGGAUUUUAGCACUGUGGGUCUGCCUCACUUACGAGAGGCCAUUAGUCAUAACUAAUUUUUUAGUAAAAUUUUAAAAUUACUUACAAACUUUGUUAUUGUUAAUUAAUUCAAAUUUAAUUGGUUUUUUAUUUGUCACAUUCAAAUUGAUAUUCGCUUAACAAACUUACCUGAAAUAUUUAAAUAAUUUUGAGUGUUUUAGAUUUUGAGAAGAGAUGUUACACAUUUGUUAUUGCGUUUGUAUACGUUGCGGUAUAUUAUUUCAUCUUAGUUUUCGAUAACCGCUUUCGUGUAUAAUACACACUAUACGUUUAUACAUAAUACGUAUAAUACAUUGAUAACAACCAAUGACCACGGCUCGUUUAUUCAUCGUGGAUAUUGGAUAAUAAUAUAGAACAACCGUAGAUUCCGCUGAUAAUACGAUAAGAAAAUCAAUAAAUAUAAAAGGGAUUUUUUUACUCAAUAUGUGAUAAAUAUAUUUGUACAAACAACAAUAUCGACUAUCGGUGUAUGUUUUGUAAAGGCGGCCGCGCAUUCGAUUUGGGUGUAUUAUUCGUUGAUACGCGCUGGCCGUACGAUUUCGUGCCGGUUAUUCAUACUUCGGUACCCAGUCUUCACGUCUAUCUGUGCAUCGUGAAAUUUAUAAAUUUAUAAUUAUAUAUUCAUAGAAAUGUUCUUGAGCCUCUGUGUACAUUUUAUAAAUUACUUAUAACACCCAUGUUGUCAUUUAAUAUUAUUUCUAUUUUGAUUGUUGUAGUAUUGUACGUAUUUGUGUAGUUUGUCAUUUCGAGGGGGCACGUUUUACCGAGAGAAAAGCUGUGGGUCAGCUAACCUUCCAACCCCCCCCCUGGGUCCGCCCCUGCUGUCGUUAUAAACCUAUAAUUUUGUAUAAUACUAUUUAGUGGCAAAAACAGAACGAAAUCGUUUGGCCGUCAGAGAACAAAUAGACUGCGAUAACAAAGAGCAUCAGCUAAUCGAGACUAUUCGGAAUGAAGAGAAAGAAAAAGUUUUGAGAGAAUUACGCAAUUGGAAAUCGAAAUCGACGCCACUUGGAAACGAUCAAAGUACGGAUACCAGCUAUAUUAAAAAAUUCAUAUUUUUUUUUUUUUAGAAUAUUAUAUAGGCACGCAAAUCGGAUUUGUUUUCUCUUCGUGAGCAAUGUAAAUAAAAAAAAUAUGAAUCAUAAUUUCUGGCCAUGGGAGAUAUAAAGAAAGAAUAAAAAUAAACAUUUCAAAUUACGAACAAUAAUUUAUAGAACACUGAUAAGCGCCACGUGAAUACAGCAACUCUUACUGACUUAGCGACUAGAAAUAUUAUUAUUUGAUAAUGGAUCUGGCCAAUACAUUAUUACUUUUUUUAAUUAUUAUUUACAGAACCAAAGUCGACUUAAUCUUACGUAGAUUAUGGAUUCUAUUUCGAUAGAUGGUUCACUUAUUUCCGAACAUACCCGGCGCAAUACAUUCGUACUUAUUUUUCUAUUCCAGACAAUGUGAAAAAUGAAAAAGAUUUAUUUUCAAGUAACGAAGCUCUUAGGAUCUAUGAGAUCGAAAACGACGCUGUUCCAAUGUUGCCGAGAUCUAGAGCGUUUAAAUCGAUAGAGAUCAAUCACACGUCCAGACAUUUUGUCACCCCGAGCAGGGAAUCGACCAAAGCAGAUGAGCAGGAGGUAAUAUUUGCAUGCAGUUGUCGUAAUUACGAUACUGCAGGUAGGUAUUUUCAAUGGAAAUAAUAAUUUUCCAUUUGUGCUGUAGUGGCUCCAGAAGCAGACGGCUGCCCGAAGAGCCGCGGGGUUCGUGGAAGAAGAUCUGAGACCCGAAGAACACGAUCCCGAGUGGUGUUUACGAAAAGGAGAGUAAGUCGUAUUUAUAGUAUACUUUUAAAUUUCUAUUCUACAUUUUCUUUUUUUUUCUUCUUUAGGUCAUUUUAAAUCUCUAAUGUAAAUAUACCUUUUAUAUUUACUUCUCUAUUAGAAUCUUUGAACUUUAUUCUCCUUCGAUUCCAUUAUAAAAAUAUAUUCUAUAGGUAAAAUUUAUAACUAUACCUACCCGAUUGUUACUUCAAUUUUUAUCAAAAUUAUAUUUAUCGUUCACUAAAUUAAGUUAGUUUAAGUUUUCAUUGUAUAAACUCAAAUUUGUACAAUUAUAACACUUAUAAUAUUUAUCGAAAUUCGCUAUUCAAUUUUAAUUGCCUAUUCUUAGUACUGCGAUUUAUGCACUCUUAACGGCUAAUUUUGAAAAUUGGAUAAUAUCAACUUUUUCAUUCGGUAUAAUCAAUUUUGUGCUAUUAGUUUUAAUAUUUGAUUACAGUAAAUUGGCGUGUUAUUAAACAUAGAGGCAACAACAUUUUGUCUGUGUUUAGGUGUUGAUUUUUUCUAUGUAAUAAAUUGUAUAUAUGUAAGUAUGUGCAGUAUUAAAAUUUAAAAAUCGUAUCUCGCUUAAAAAUCCCGUGAAAACUUUCUGGGAAAAUCAAAAAAUUACCUCCUUAAAGUACUACCUCAGAAAAAUUCCCUUUCAGAAAAGGUGGUAUACUUGAUACCUCGGAGAUUUCUGAUAGAAUUUUUGUAUACAGUAUACAAAAAAUAAACAUGUUUUUAAAACCAAUACCUUCUUCGCUACACUCAGAAUCUAAAAGGUAAGUAGUACAAUCAUAAUAUAAGGUAUCAUCAAAAUCUUGAGCAAGCAAUUUUAUUUAUAGGUAAUGAAAAGAAAACAAAUUAAUUUUUUCUUUAACCGAGAAGUUAAUAUUUUUAUUUUUUUUCAUUUUUACUUGUAACUGAAUGCUUUUUCAUUAACUUAAUUUAAUCAAGUUGAUUAUUUUCAUUAACUCUCCUACCUAUUUAUUGUUCUUGUACACGGAAAUAAUUUCAUGUAGCACACGUGAACAGCGUUUUUAAUAAAUUGUAAAAUAAACAUAAUUAAUAUUUAUCAACUACGAUAUUUCGUAUAGUUAUACUCAACUCAGUAUAGAAUGUAUACACUUAAUUUAUGUAUAUAGUUAUUAUAUAAUAAAGUUUUAUAUACACCUACGGUCUACGGACUAUUAUCUGGCCCACUUGUAAACACAAUUCGUUGAAAUCUCGACAGUCGUCAUAUAUCUAUUACUUUUUCUUUAAUCAAUUCGUUUAUUGUUUAAGAUUCUGAACGAUUUUAGAAAUGUAUUGGUUUCAAUAAAACACCCAUAAUAUUAUGAUGCGAGUUUAUUUUUCCAUUUGUAUUAACAAUACGUUAUCCGGAUAUCCGCUAUCAAAAACUUUAUUCUAUAUCAGAGAACUCAUUCCGAUCGUCUACUGAAACUACUUCAGGGGCAUGGGUUCUCGUAAUAGCAAAUUCCGUUUAGCUGUUGCAUUGGGGAAAUCAUUUUUCUUCUCGUUGUUUUUUUAAUAAUUGGAGAAAUCCUAGGAAAAAACGAGAGUGUUCACACAAUAAUGAUGGUUUUUGUUAUUUUAGAUUUUGCAUUUGUUGUUGUUUAAUUUACAAUAAUCCACGAUUAUGAUUAAAUAUAUUUAUUAAAGUUUACUAAUGGUUUGCCCCUCCCUACAGUACGUUUAUGAAGGAAUUCAAUUACAUCGGAGCGUUGAGCGCUUAUUCGCACGGCAUCAAGUUGAGUCCUAAAAUGGCCGUACUGUACUUGAACAGAUCAAACGCGCAUAUUCAAGUAAAAAACUACCACAAAGCCAUCGAAGAUGCGUCGACCGUAAGUAUAUUAGUUGUUAUACAAUCUACAAAUUUCUUGUACGCGUUCAAAAAAAAUUUAAUUUGUUUAAUGUAGUGCGAGAAGCGAACUAUAGCAUUGGAUUCUAAUUAUUAUUUUAAUAAUAAAACUUUUACAAUAUUUUCUCCGCUGGUCCCCGAUAAAAAAAAAAAUUAUUACCUACUUUAAACUUUGAAAAUACCGUUUGUCCUGUAUACCUACCGACGUUUUAUUAUUCUACGACACUUCGGUCUACUAAUAACCAAUAUAAUAAAUCAUCGAUGAAUAUUAUGCAUACAUGUUUGAUCCGAUGUUUUGCAAGACUGUUUUCCUGGCUUCCGAUAUUGCGUGUUGCUUUGUACGAAUUAUUGCCAUAAUGUUUUCGUUUUCUUUCUUCAAUUACUGACGCUAUUAUUAUGAAUGGUGUCCGUGCAGUUAGCCUGCGAAUUAGCCGAUUUUAGUGUUCGAUCGUUAAAUUAGUGCGUUUUUCGGUCAAUUUGCAAUUUUAUAAUGUAUUUUAAGUAGGAAUAACAAUGGGUACUCGAUAUCGUCUAUAGCAAUUACGUAUUUCUGAUAGCGUAUUACGCAUUAAUGAUUUAUUACACAAGUAUUAGGUAUAUUAUAUAAGUUAUAAAUAUGAAUCCUGCUUGAUGAUUCAUUAUAAGAAUAUCAACUGCCCAUCCGGUACCGGGUAUAUAUUUUAGGGAGUGGACACGAUCGGUAUGUUUAAAUACUUAAAAAAUGUUGUCACAAAAUCUUUACAAUAUUGCGUUUGACAGUGGCAGAUAAAGAUCAAUAAUACGGAAAAAUUCGAAUUUCCUUUAUACCCGUCCUCAGUGGGGGACAACUACGCGUUAUAGCGCGUAGUUGCCCUAUUCGUAUUGCAGUUUGUGCCAGAAAAUAUCCCUGUAUGUUGCGCCACGGAUGCAGUCCUUUGGCCAUUUCGCACCAUUUCAAGCCAGUUCCGUAAGGUUAGGCGCCAUCCGAGUGUGAAGCUGAAAGGCUGUCUGUCCUAAUAUAAAUAUCAUCGGAGAGUAAUCAUAAAAGAGAACCUGUACAUUGGUGUUGGUUCACAAAAAGAAGACUCCUCCUCCCCCCCCCGCUUUAAUGCGCCACACGAUUCGCCGCCCCCGGGCAAUAGCCCUCCCCCGUUGAACGGGAUUCCGUUUCGAGCACUGAGCGUUCAUUGUCCGAGUGUGCACACGUAAAACGAUAACCGCGCUGAACCCCUUGUUCGCAGGCCUUGGAGCUGAUGGUGCCCGCGGUGGACGGUAACGUGCGUUGGCGGGCCGAGGCGUACUAUAACCGCGGCCGAGCGCUGAUCGAGCUGAACACCGCUCAUUUGGCCGUCGGCGAGCUCAAGGUGGCGCUGACGCUGGCGCCGGACCGGGCCGACGUGUACGGACCCGAGUUGACCCGAGCCAUGGACCUGGCCCCGGGGCACGAACGGGAGCUCGACAAGAAACGGCAAAUGGAUCUGAGCAACGCGCCGACCGUUUUGUAUAAAUGA
Molecule: messenger RNA, 8103 nt
Organism: Cinara cedri
Lineage: Eukaryota; Metazoa; Arthropoda; Insecta; Hemiptera; Aphididae
Source: the annotation of a GenBank genome assembly